CCCGAGCGAGCGGGAUUCGGGGGCGCUCGAGUCGCAGGGGCAGGGCGGGAAGGAAGAUCCGGAGCGGGACUCAGGAUCCGGAGCUGGAGCCCCCAGAACUUUCCCGGCGUGAACGAGCGAGCGGGUCUGGACGCGUGAGACCGGCUCCAUGUACCCGGAAUCGACCACGGGCUCCCCAGCCAGGCUGUCCCUGCGGCAGACGGGCUCCCCAGGGAUGAUCUACAGUACUCGGUAUGGGAGCCCCAAAAGACAGCUCCAGUUUUACAGGAAUCUGGGCAAGUCCGGCCUGCGGGUGUCCUGCCUGGGGCUUGGAACGUGGGUGACCUUUGGAGGCCAGAUCACCGAUGAGAUGGCAGAGCAGCUCAUGACCUUGGCCUACGACAACGGCAUCAACCUCUUCGAUACCGCAGAAGUCUACGCAGCCGGCAAGGCUGAAGUCGUGCUGGGGAACAUCAUCAAGAAGAAAGGCUGGAGACGGUCCAGCCUCGUCAUCACCACCAAGAUCUUCUGGGGCGGGAAAGCCGAGACGGAGAGGGGCCUCUCCAGGAAGCACAUCAUAGAAGGACUGAAGGCGUCGCUGGAACGCCUGCAGCUGGAGUACGUGGACGUGGUGUUUGCCAACCGCCCGGACCCCAACACGCCCAUGGAAGGGGACCCAUUUAGUUCCUCCAAGGCAAGGACAUUCAUCAUAGAAGAGACCGUGCGUGCUAUGACCCACGUCAUCAACCAGGGGAUGGCCAUGUACUGGGGCACUUCGCGCUGGAGCUCCAUGGAGAUCAUGGAGGCCUACUCGGUGGCCCGACAGUUCAACCUGAUCCCGCCCAUCUGUGAGCAGGCCGAGUACCACAUGUUCCAGCGCGAGAAGGUGGAGGUGCAGCUGCCGGAGCUGUUCCACAAGAUAGGAGUGGGCGCCAUGACCUGGUCCCCUCUGGCCUGUGGCAUCGUGUCUGGGAAGUACGACAGUGGCAUCCCGCCCUACUCGCGAGCCUCCUUGAAGGGCUACCAAUGGCUCAAAGACAAGAUCCUGAGCGAGGAGGGCCGGCGCCAGCAGGCCAAGCUGAAGGAGCUGCAGGCCAUCGCCGAGCGCCUGGGCUGCACCCUCCCCCAGCUGGCCAUUGCCUGGUGCCUGCGGAAUGAAGGCGUCAGCUCCGUGCUCCUGGGUGCUUCCAACGCAGAGCAGCUCAUGGAGAACAUUGGCGCCAUACAGGUCCUCCCAAAACUGUCCUCUUCCAUCACCCACGAGAUCGAUAGUAUUUUGGGCAAUAAACCCUACAGCAAAAAGGACUACAGGUCCUAAGCGGCGCCCACCCGCCUGCUGGACAGUGUCCGUGCCCCUCCUAGUCUCUGUCCACUCGCUUACGCUGUCCUGAAGCCAAGUGCAGAGUGUGGUUUGCAUCCGGAGAAAACACCACGCCACGUCGUCAUCAGGAACCACUCUCCAGAGUCGCCGCAGACACCACCCACCGCUCCGCCGGCCCGCGUGGGGUCGGUGCCGGGAGACAGCCGUUCCACAGGGCGUCCAGGGCUCCCGCCCGCACCUGGCGCCUCUGCUCAUCCUCCAAGAAGAAGCCACCCAGUUCUCUCCCAGCCACAGCCCUUCACGGACACUCCCCAAGUCAUGGCCAGGCCAAGACCUGCUGGGGUCCUCGGGGCAGGCAGGGCUGGCCUCUCCUCUGCCGAGAGCCCCCGCCUGGAAACAGGGGUCUGGCGCUUCCUGGGGCCGCCUCUGCCAGGGUCCUGGCCGCUGGGGCAGGGCAGGGCCACUCAUCCCCCCACUUUCCAAGGGCUUCUGGUGCUUUCCGCUGGGCCUGACCUCAGAUUUCUCCCCCCACCCUUCCCUGCCGCUAGCUGCUCCACAUAGAGCCGGCCCUUGGCCCCCACCCCACCCUUGCUGGCCGGGACCAGGGACCCAGGGUGAUUGGCCGGCAGCACAGGAGCCACAACACGUGUGGGGCUCUGGUUUCCAGCCCAAUGCCACAUCGUCUCUCUCCAUCUCCCGACACACAUCCAUGGAGACCCCCGCGUGCUUAGGAGGGUUCUCGGAUCCCUUAGCAGGGGCCUGGUAGAGUGGGCCCCCAAAGGCCCUGAGGCUGCUGACCACAUGGUGGGAAGUGGCAGAAGGCAGGGCCCCCACGCGCACAAGGCCAAGUUCCUCGUGGCUGGUGAACACCCUCUACACACCCCCACCCCAGGCUCUACUGUGCGCCGGGGUCUGGGUGUGGGCUCCAGGGAGGACCCCUCAGUAAGGGAGGGUCCCUGGGGUCCUCCAUGCUGCUGUACCCCCAGCAGCAGCCCCACAGUGCAGGAAAAGGCCCAGGGAGUCUCUGGAGAGAUGCCGGCACUGGUCAUCCCCCUGGCCACACCUGCACCCCGGCCUACAGACAGGAGCAGGGUUGGGGCAGGAAGGGCAGAGGGUCCACCAGAGCUGGGACGCUGAUGCCAGGAAGUCUGCAGGCUUGCCCAGCCCUGAGGUCCCGAGUCCCAGCGUUUGCAGCACCCUGAGCUAGCUGUGCCUCCAGCCCUCACGGCACACCCCCAGGCCAGGCACACCUGCUCCAGCCCUCACGGCACACCCCCAGGCCAGGCACACCUGCUCCAGCCCUCACGGCACACCCCCAGGCCAGGCAUACCUGCUCCAGCCCUCACGGCACACCCCCGGGCCAGGCACACCUGCUCCAGCCCUCACGGCACACCCCCGGGCCAGGCACACCUGCUCCUGCCCUCACGGCACACCCCCAGGGCAGGCACACCUGCUCCUGCCCUCACGGCACACCCCCGGGCCAGGCACACCUGCUCCUGCCCUCACGGCACACCCCCGGGUCAGGCACACCUGCUCCUGCUUGGCCCUUAGAAGCUGCUGUUCUGAGAAGGCCCCUCCCUGGGCUUGCUGCCCGGUCCUGGCCCUGACUGGGGCCUGGGAACUUGGCCAUGGGGGAGGCAGGGGAAGAGAGGAGUGGGGGGACUUGGCUUCCUCCACUCCUUCCACCUGGGGGCCUACCCUGGAGUCUGGACCCCUACCCCUCCCCAUGGACCAGGCCCCAGGUCUCCAUCGAGGCCUGUGACAAGCAUCGCUGGAAGCCAGCUGGGGGUGUGGGGAGGGGCAGCAUCCCUCCCAGUGGAGGCCCAGCCUGCGGUGUGGACAGGCAGGCCAGAAGGGCCACAGGGCCCACCCCCGCUGGCAGGGAGCAUGGCUGGGCCCUCCACACUGCCAGCCCCUGGUCCCGCCCAUUGGAAGAUGGACCAGGGAAUGUGGUGGUGCCUAGGUCGAGGCUGGGGCUCCCCCAGGGCCACGCCCAGUAAAGCUGAGUUCCCGUUGGCUGCGUGUGGGCCCCUGGGGAGCCACAGCCACGGUCUAGGCACCCGGGCAGCCGCCAGGCCGGCACUUGCACGCGCCUCUUUCUUCCAUUUUCUCCAUGGCUGGGGUGCUGCUCCCCCCGACCUCACAGCGGGGUGGCUGGGGAGGGACGGAGUGGGCCCAGGAGGGACCGGACCAAGGACAGAGAGCCAGAAACGCAGGAGCCGGCUCCUGUUCUCCAAGGCCCGGCACAGGCCUGGGACGCCAGGUCUCCCCCUCGCAGCCACCCUGUGGGCCCCACCACCCGCCACCCUCACCUUGCAGCCCAGUGUGUCCCGGCCAGUCCCCCUCCAGGGGUGCUCCACGUAGGAGGCGGCCCGGGCAGGCGGUGAGGCAGGGUCUCCCGCCCUGCUGCCAUGCAGAGCCCCCACGGUUGCUCAUCGCAGCCCCUUGGUCAGGUCCAAGGUCCUGAGGAAGGGCGGGGCGCCCUCCCCUCUGUCCUCAUCCAGCCGUGUGAAUAAUGUGCUCUCUGCCCCCUUUUUUAACGACUGUGGCCCCCAGCUCACCGCACCCCCACUAGGCAGAGACCUCCAGACGCCUCGAGCUUCCACGCGAGACUCAAGACAGAGACGCCGCGCCGCGCCGGUGGAAUGACACAAUAAACCCGAGC
This is a messenger RNA of Lepus europaeus (European hare), 3965 nucleotides long. RefSeq names its product potassium voltage-gated channel subfamily A regulatory beta subunit 2 (gene KCNAB2). Bases 149 to 1297 code for a protein of 382 amino acids. Gene Ontology annotation, cellular component: cytoplasm; membrane; voltage-gated potassium channel complex. Lineage: Eukaryota; Metazoa; Chordata; Mammalia; Lagomorpha; Leporidae. The transcript is spliced from 17 exons. Gene Ontology annotation, molecular function: potassium channel regulator activity; transmembrane transporter binding; voltage-gated potassium channel activity. The record is from RefSeq and is a predicted model, not a curated record. Gene Ontology annotation, biological process: regulation of action potential; regulation of potassium ion transmembrane transport; potassium ion transport.